AUGAAACUGGUGUCCAUCUUACUGAGGUUUACGCGUGCGAUCCGGGAAGGGAAGUGGGAUUUGUAUCUCUCUAAGUUCUCCGAAAUGCUACCCUACUUUGCGGCUUUCGACCACUCGAAUUACACCAGAUGGGGUGUCAUAUUUCUUGCAGACAUGAAGAUGCUUCCGCAGACUGCCCCUGAGGUCCAGCAGGCAUUUGAGAGUGGCCACUUUGUCACAAAGGAGACAGCCAGCACCUUCAAUCAAAUUCCCGACGACCAAGCACUGGAGCAUGUAAACAAAUCUGAAAAGGGAGCUGGAGGCCUUGUUGGAAUUACAAGGACAGACUCGGCUCGAGAUCGCUGGUGUCUUACCUACAAUGAGUGCGCCAAGCUGUCAGAAGACACCAAAGAGAUGUUUGACGUCUUAGAAAAUGAAUGCACUAGCGCCAAAGAUCCGGGAAAAGCCAGAAUGCAACAAGAUGCAGAGGACGUAGCUAAGCUGGAGGCGCAGUUUACGAAAUACAAGGUCUUCCGAUGUACCUCUGACUUAGUUGUAGUUACCACUGGAGAUGUGGCAAGUAACGCCAUUAAACAAGAUCUACUUGGCGUUGAGGAAACUGGUAAGAAAGUCAUCAAAGAUUUCGUUGAAACCAGACUAAUCAAGAAAGAAAUAAAGUUCCAUGACACUCAAAAGCAUCAGAAGGUGAAAACCUUUGAGACACUUUACACUGUACCAGUGUCAGUUGAUAAGAGCAAGACCAUCGCCAGGAAAGCAGACAAAGAUCUCUUGAGAAGGGUGAUAGUAGCCUUGGAAUCCGGUCGUGAUGUAGAUGUGAAUACGUUGCUUCAAAGCGAACUUGCUCCAGUCCCAAAGUCACUUGCUAUCCUAGAGGAAAGUCUACGAGAAGCAGGGAAGUCGGAUCUUGGUACCAUUUUACAAGGAAAUGUCUGUAAGAGCCAAAUGCCCAUCAGCAGGAGUCAAACAUGCACUACUAUUGAUGGAAUGGCAGCUGUUCAGUCCCUCGCCAACUCUUCAGGAGCAAAGACCUUUGGGGAGUGGAGUGACCGAUUUCUUCGUCAUGUCACUUCCCAUUUUUCGGAGAGUUUUACAAGGGUUGAUGUGCUAUUUGACAGAUAUGUCAAGAACUCGAUAAAAGGAGGAACCAGAGACAAGAGCAAGGAGAAAAAGGGCACAAGGAUUAGGCGCAAUGUGGAUAACAGAGAUCAGAGAAUUGGAAACUGGGAAAGGUUCAUCAUUCUAGAAGAUAACAAGGCUAGCCUAGUUCAUUUCCUCUCGACUGAAAUCUCGGAGAGUUAG
Porites evermanni is the source of this 1299-nucleotide messenger RNA. The record is from the annotation of a GenBank genome assembly. NCBI's taxonomy places the organism in Eukaryota, Metazoa, Cnidaria, Anthozoa, Scleractinia, Poritidae.